Messenger RNA from Pimephales promelas (fathead minnow), 2609 nucleotides. RefSeq names its product vasodilator stimulated phosphoprotein a (gene vaspa). The record is from RefSeq and is a predicted model, not a curated record. Gene Ontology annotation, biological process: positive regulation of actin filament polymerization; actin cytoskeleton organization; axon guidance. Lineage: Eukaryota; Metazoa; Chordata; Actinopteri; Cypriniformes; Leuciscidae. Gene Ontology annotation, molecular function: SH3 domain binding; profilin binding.
UCAGAUCUCAGUCAGUGUUUGAUUUGUUAAUUUCCCUCUCUGAAAGCAGGAAACUGAUGACAGUUCGGCGGAUGUUCUUCAGUGUCUCUGCAGCGCGCGAGAUCGAUCUCCAUCGAUCAUGAGUGAGCAGAGCAUCUGUCAGGCGCGGGCCACGGUGAUGAUGUACGAUGACGGCAGUAAGCGCUGGGUCCCGGCCGGUUCCGGAGCUCAGGCCGUCAGCCGGGUCCACGUCUUCCAGAACCCCAGCAACAACAGCUUCAGGGUGGUGGGCCGCAAGCAGCAGGCGGACCAGCAGGUGGUCAUUAACUGUCCUCUGGUCCGCGGGAUCAAGUAUAACCAGGCCACGCCCACGUUCCACCAGUGGCGGGACUCGCGGCAGGUGUGGGGGCUGAACUUCGGCAGUAAAGAAGACGCGGCUCAGUUCGCUAGCGGGAUGAUGCACGCGCUCGACGUGCUCAACGGCCAGGCCGACUCGGGUGCAUGUCCUCCCUCUCCUCGACCGCCUCAGAACGGCCCGAGCGCGGAGGAGUUAGAGCGGAAGAGGAGGCAGGAGCAGCAGGAGAGAGAGAGACAGGAGCAAGAGCGACUGGAGAGAGAGAGACGUGCGUCUGUGGCUCCAGCCCCGCCUCCUGUUCCUCCUCCCGCUCCGGCCUCUGGUCCUCCUCCUCCUCCUCCACCCGGACCUCCACCUGCUCCAGGACCCCCACCGCCGCCGCCCCCACCACCACCUCCUUCAGGAGGAGGUCCAGCACCCCCGCCCCCGCCCUCAGGAGGAGGAGGAGGAGGAGGUGGAGGAGGUGGAGGAGGAGGAGGAGGAGGACUAGGAGGAGAUGGAGGUCUGGCCGCAGCACUCGCUGGAGCUAAACUACGGAAAGUGGCCAAGGAGGACAGUGGAGCGGCGGCUCCUGCGGCGAGCGCCAGUUCAGGAGGAGGAGGAGGAGGAGGAGGUGGAGGAGGUGGAGGAGGAGGAGGUGGAGGACCAGGACUGAUGGGAGAAAUGAGCGCAAUUCUUGCUCGACGAAAAAAAAUGUCGGACACUCCAGGGGCGAAGAAGGUUGAAGUGAGCAGCGCUGAUUCUGUGAGCAGUGACUCCAGAUCUGCAGAUAAAGCAGACGUGGUGAAGAAGCCGUGGGAGAAGCCGUCGUCCGUUUCACGGGUGAACUCAACCCCUAAAAGCCCGGUUUCUCCGGCAACCGCGGCUCCAUUGAGCAGGACGAGGCCAGGCAGCAGCACCGGAGGAGACUCCGGAUCCAAAGACGGUUCCGACCUGGAGAAAUUCAAAGAGGAAAUCCUGCAGGAGAUGCGCAAAGAGCUGCAGAAAACCAAAGAUGAAAUCAUCAACGCUCUGAUGGAGGAGCUGAAGAGGAGCAGUGUGGUGUAGCAGCUUCACGCGUGAGCAUCAGCGAGAUGAAGAGACGUCUGCUCAAACCUCAAGCACCGCAAAAAAAAAAAUGUGCUUCUUCCUCAGUAUUUUUAAAUAAAAUAAGAUAAAUUCACUUGAGAAACUAAAUGACAUCAGAUAUUAAGUCUUGGUUUGCACAACCAAGAUCACAUCACAAUCAAAUCAAUCAAAUAUCACAGCCAAUCAGAAGGGCGUGUGGGCGGAGAGAUGGUUUUCAGCUGAAUGGUGUCAAAAUUACAAAAUUUUAUAAUAGACGUGAGAAUAAUUCUUAAAAAAAUCUUUAAAAAUUCUAUUUAUUAACAUUUAUUUAAAAUGUCAUGUAUGUAAUUUUGCUUCUCAGGUAAAUGUAUUUUGGUUAAAAAAAUAUUUUGAUAUUUUUAGUGGAAAAAAAGAUGCCUUCAGUUGCAUAUUUUUACACCUGCUGCCUUUCACUUCUCUUUUUUUUUUUUGCAUCAUUUUGUAUGUGUGUGUGUGAACAUUAAUGAUGUCUAUUAAUAUCUUUCUGAUCCGCUGCUGUUUAUUCUGUCUAAUGCGUGUGUUUUAACCAUCGGUUCACCAUGGCAUGUGCAUCUAGAAAUAGUGUCAGUAGUUAGUUGUUUACAUCUGCACUAAUUAGAACACGUGGGCUUCGGUGUAACUGCAGGUUAUUUAUCAUCCUCUGUUCUCUGUGUUUGAAGAGUGUUCAAUCGCUUCUCCAUGGAAAAGCUCAGAGAAAAAGUGAAAAAAUAAAUGAAAAUAAGAUUGGUUGAAAUAAAUAAAAAAUAAUUUUAAUAAUAUAACAGUGUUUAAAGUUAAGGGAGAAACAUAGUAAUGUCACAUAUUCAAAACAAAGCGAAAUAUUGUGCAUAUAAUAUUUGAUGUAUUGUACAUUAAUACUUUUUUCACCAUAAAUGGUGAAUAUAUUUUAAUUGUGUUUAUAUUUUGGGGUCAUGUGAAAGAUUGAAAACCUCCUGCGUUAAGUGAACCAGAGGUCUCAGGGAAGAAUUGAGUGUGUGUGAUUGCAGAGGAACGUCAGAUGUGUCGAACGAACGACUGUAUUAAUCUGUUAUUUUGAAUGUAAUCAACGAAAAAGUACUGUAAUAUUACCAUGCUUUUUGGUCAUGUACGAUGGUACCGUCAAAGUACUCUCGCUGAUUGUUUAACUGAUUGUGAGAGAUCCGCUAUGCAGCGCUUGAAAGUGCAAAUAAAAGCUGAUCCCGGAUCAGUG